Messenger RNA from Caenorhabditis remanei, 1806 nucleotides. RefSeq lists its product as uncharacterized. Gene Ontology annotation, molecular function: dopamine neurotransmitter receptor activity, coupled via Gi/Go; G protein-coupled receptor activity. Gene Ontology annotation, cellular component: membrane. The transcript has 12 exons. Gene Ontology annotation, biological process: adenylate cyclase-activating adrenergic receptor signaling pathway. Lineage: Eukaryota; Metazoa; Nematoda; Chromadorea; Rhabditida; Rhabditidae. The coding region runs from base 1 to 1806 and encodes 601 amino acids. The record is from RefSeq and is a predicted model, not a curated record.
AUGUUGGCCGGACAACACCACGUUCCAGGAAUUGAGUCACCUCUGAUGGUUGUGCUAUGGCGAGUGGCCGCUGGCGUAUUUCUGCCUCUCAUUCCAACUAUGGCAGUUUUCGGCAACGCACUUGUGAUUAUGUCAGUGUUUCGAGAACGAUCGUUACAAACCGUCACAAAUAUGCUCAUCGUGAGCUUAGCAGUUUCAGAUUUUAUGGUUGCAAUUGGAGUGAUGUCAUUUGGUGUAUAUUAUGAGUGGAACAGUUUUAAAUGGGGUCUCGGUGCAUUUUUUUGUCACGUGUAUCAAGCGCUGGAUGUCGCUUGCUCAACAGCUUCUAUACUCAAUUUACUCGCUAUUUCUUUAGACAGAUAUAUCGCAAUAGGUCAUCCCAUAUCAUAUGCUCAAUACGGUGCACGGGGCGGUCGUGCAAUGAUUUCCAUCACAAUAGUAUGGGGCGUCAGUAUAGCUGUCGCUCUUCCACUUCUUCUUGGAGUGAAUCCGAUGGAGAACGAUCAGUGCGAACUGGCAAAUCCAUACUUCAAUAUGAUCUCAUCGAUCUUUUCAUUCUUCAUUCCAUGUAUUGCAAUGAUUAUUUUGUAUACUAUCAUUUUCCGACGGUUACGACAGCGGGAACGAGCGAGGAGUUUACGUCAAGCGCAGAGGAGUGAAACUGAUAAGAUCAGUUCGGCACUUCUCGGUGGUGCUCAGAUUGCAAGGCAAAUGGGCAAACACUUCAAAAACCGAACAGAUCAAAUUUUAUUGGAGAUCAGUUUUCAGACGUCAUCGUUCCCAACUAUGUCAGAAUCGUCUGACGAUGGAUCAACGAUCUCUCCGAUGAUCAACUCGUUCAACAACUUUCUACCAAAGAAAACAACAUAUCCAAGUACAUCAAUACCGGCAAUACCAGAAUGUGGAUCAAUGCCGAAUUUAACAAUAAUCGAGAAGCCAGAAGAAGAGAAAGACAUCGAACUCUCAAUAAUGGAUCUGCGGGACACCGUUGAAAUGCUUGACGACAAAUAUUCUUCAGCUAUGAUCACCAGAUCCUUCGGUGAGGAGCUUGAAGAAAUCCUCCCGUUCAUCGAUGGAUCUACUAGUGUGAAACAUUCCAGGGAACAGUUGCACACCACUAGAUCAAAUACCAGCACGACAAGACUACUUGAUGUAAAGCCAGAGUUAAGGAGUAUAAGUGUUCCCAGCAUACAAGAUGAGAAGAAACUGGGUCAAAAGCCAUUGGAAACCCCAUUUGCCCUUCAAAAUGGAACAAAUAAACAAAAGCUGCUGCCGAAUCCCGGGAUACUGAUGAAAAGCAAAUCAACAACGUUGUUAAAAACAAACGGGUACAUGGACACUGAUUCACUCAAUAAUAAUAGGAGUUCACACAAGAAGAGUCUUGCUGAUUUAUUAGCCAACGACGAAUUUUCGUUUUCCGAUUCUAUGCGGGUAUAUAAAAACCGGUUAUUUAAAAGUUUGAGUCGUGCGACUAGUGGAUGGAAUAAACCUAGGCCGUCAAGGCAUAUGGUGAAAAAAGCAACAAAGCAAAUGAGGAGAGAACAUAAAGCUACAGUAACACUUGCAGUUGUGUUAGCGGUGUUCCUGUUCUGCUGGUUACCGUUCUUCAUAUUACAUCUGAGCAACUCUAUUUGCUUAAUCUUAGACCCUAACAGUGAUUGUGUAGGGUUUUUACCUUUAUAUCUUGCUACGUGGUUGGGAUACCUCAAUUCUUCUCUCAAUCCAUUGAUCUAUACAGUAUUUGACCAAAGGUUCCGAAAUGCAUUCAGGAACAUUCUUUCAUGCGGGAUUUUUAAAAAGAGAUGA